This is a messenger RNA of Acanthosepion pharaonis, 1590 nucleotides long. The record is from the annotation of a GenBank genome assembly. Lineage: Eukaryota; Metazoa; Mollusca; Cephalopoda; Sepiida; Sepiidae.
AUGAGUUUUACCAAUGCUACUACUGCUACAUACAAUGUUUCCUCUUACUCCUCCCCUUGGCAUCGGCUCUCAGGGUUUUUUCUUUCUUUUUUUUUCUUCCAAGUCUUUGCCCGCCGCCUCUCAGCCUAUUACGCUUCAGCCAAUGAACUUUUCUCAUGCUGGCAACGCCCAUCUUCUACUUCUUCACUAUCUGUACCGUCUCUUCUUCUUCUUCUUCUUCUUCUUCUUCUUCUUCUUCUUCUUCUUCUUCUUCUUCUUCUUUACUUUCCCAUUUUAAUGUUUUUUGCCAAUAUGAAUAUCUUACUUUCAUUCAUUCAUUCAUUCUUUCGUUCAUUCUUUCGUUUGUUCUUUCUUUCUUUCUUUCUUUCUUUCUUUCUUUCUUUCUUUCAUCCGUUCGUUCAUUUAUUCAUUUCUUUUUUCUUUCUUUCCUCCGUUCAUUCAUUAGUUUGUUCUUUCUUUCUUUCUUUCUUUCUUUCCUUCUUUCUUUCUUUCUUUCUUUCAUCCGUUCGUUCAUUUAUUCAUUUCUUUUUUCUUUCUUUCUUUGUUCUUUCUUUCUUUCUUUCUUUCUUUCUUUCUUUCUUUCUUUCUUUCUUUCUUUCAUCCGUUCGUUCAUUUAUUCAUUUCUUUUUUCUUUCUUUCGUCCGUUCAUUCAUUAGUUUGUUCUUUUUUCUUUCUUUCUUUCUUUCUUUCUUUCUUUUUCUUUCUUUCUUUCUUUUUUUUUUGUCCGUCCAUUUGUUUGUUCUUUCUUUUUCUUUCUUUCUUUCUUUCUUUCUUUCUUUCUUUCUUUCUUUCUUUCUUUCUUUCUUUCAUCCGUUCGUCCAUUUAUUCAUUUCUUUUUUCUUUCUUUCGUCCGUUCAUUCAUUAGUUUGUUCUUUCUUUCUUUCUUUCUUUCUUUCUUUCUUUCUUUCUUUCUUUCUUUCUCUUGUCCGUCCAUUUGUUUGUUCUUUCUUUCUUUCGUUGGUUCGUUCAUUCAUUCGUUUGUUUUUUUCUUUCUUUCUCCGUUUGUUGAUUCAUUCGUUUGUUUUUAUCUUUCUUCUUUCGUCCGUUCAUUCAUUAGUUUGUUCUUUCUUUCUUUCUUUCUUUCUUUCUUUCCUUCUUUCUUUCUUUCUUUCUUUUUUCUUUCUUUCUUCCUUUUGUUCGAUCAUACAUUCCUUUGUUCUUUCUUUCCUCCUUUCGUUCAUUCAUUCCUUUGUUUUUCUUUCUUUCGUUCGUUCAUUCAGGUUAUCUCUAAUUACAUCCUUCUUUUCCUAUCCUUUCUUCUCUCACUCUUUUCCACUCUGUUUGAAUUUUUCUACUUUCUAUCUCACUCCCUGUCUUUCCCCCUCUCUUUCACUGUCUUUCUUUGUCUCUUUUUGCCUACUUUUUCCCAUCAUUCUCUCCUAUUCUUCUCAUAAUUCAAUUCUUUCCUCAUUUCUUUAUUCAUUAUAUUUUCUGCUCUUUUAUUUUUCUUCUUCUUCUUCUUCUUCUUCUUCUUCUUCUUCUUCUUCUUCUUCUUCUUCUUCUUCCAUAUUUAUUUCUACUCUUCCCAAAUCUUCUUUCUCAUUCAUUUUAUUUUCCUUCCAUUCAUUGUCUGCUUCUCUUUCCAUUUGA